AUGAAAAGAGUCGCCUUGAGGGCCCCAAGAGGCCUCAAACCGCAAGGUCAAGUGUGUCAUUUCUGUCAAUUCUCCAAUACCGCCCAGCGCCGCGCUCUCCCUAUAGCCCGACUCCCACUCCCAACCGCUUCCGAAAGUCGCGGUUCGAACAGCGGCCUUGCGCUGCAGUUACCAAAGCGCAGCGUACGAUCGACUACCUCCUCUCCAUUUCUUUCAACCCGUCGCUAUGCUUCAACCUCAUCCGCUCAAGAAUUGGCCAUUAAGGAGGUAGCACAGGAAGCGUCGGCCGUGCACAAUGCGGACGAAGUCCCCUCCAACGACACAGUAGUUCAGCUGCUGGCAAAGUGUGAGAAGCUCGCGCAAUCCCUCGUCUCGAGCGAGCAGGACCAGUCCGAUGACACUUUAAAGAAUGGCGAAAACAAUGCCAUUUCCUCGUUGUUGGACUUGGAGGAGAAGAAGGGAACAUCCGCACGAGCAGCGAACGCAGUAAAUGGCUCCGCAACCCCCGACCCCCGUCUUGCCGACGCAAUUUCGCGUAUCGCCAACGAAAUCGUGAAAGACGAAAAGGUAUUCAUUAAUGAGGAGGCGCUGGAGAUCUACACAAAGACACAAACGCUCUUGCGACGGGCGGAGCAUUUCCCAGAAGUCUUCCAUCUAUAUGCCAACAAGCCAGUCCCCGAGGAGAACAGUUCACCUCCGAAAUUCCACAAAGCGAGCCCCAAAAAUGUCAGCAGUGCCAUUCCAGCCGAACUUGCGAAUAUGGCCUUGGACGUGGCUAUCGCACAAAAGAACCUCUCUCUGGUGUUGGCCAUUAUUGACAACACCUUCUGCGCACCCGCUUUCCACCGCGCUAAGAUCGUCAGAAAGGCUGGUAUCCCCUUGGGUGGUCUGGCGGUAGCCCCUAUGGCUUGCUACGCCCUUGCCACAGUCGCAUCUAGCUUCCAGAACACAAUGGACCCCAGUUACGCAACGGGAAUCGCCCUCGCUGCAUCUUUAGCAUAUGUUGGAGGUACCUCUUCCAUUGGAAUCAUCGCGAUUACCACCGCCAAUGAUCAAAUGGAGAGAGUCACCUGGAUACCUGGAAUUCCUUUGCGCCACCGCUGGUUGCGAGAGGAGGAGCGCGCUGCUAUGGAUAAGGUUGCCGUCGCGUGGGGCUUUAAGGAUCCUUACAUGCGCGGCGAGGAGGUGGGAGAGGAGUGGGAGAGCCUCCGCGAAUUCAUCGGCAUGCGUGGCAUGAUUUUGGAUAAGACGGAGCUGAUGGAAGGCAUGGAGUAA
Penicillium waksmanii is the source of this 1275-nucleotide messenger RNA. RefSeq lists its product as uncharacterized. NCBI's taxonomy places the organism in Eukaryota, Fungi, Ascomycota, Eurotiomycetes, Eurotiales, Aspergillaceae. The transcript has a single exon. The record is from RefSeq and is a predicted model, not a curated record. Bases 1 to 1275 code for a protein of 424 amino acids.